UUAAAGGCGGACGAUGAGCACUACAUCCCGCGAGCUGUGCUGCUGGACCUGGAGCCUCGAGUUAUCCACUCCAUCCUGAACUCCCCUUACGCCAAUCUGUACAACCCAGAAAACAUCUACCUGUCAGAGCACGGAGGGGGAGCUGGGAACAAUUGGGCCAGUGGCUUUUCACAGGGAGAAAAAAUCCAUGAAGAUAUUUUUGAUAUAAUAGACAGAGAGGCUGAUGGGAGUGACAGUUUGGAAGGGUUUGUGCUUUGCCACUCCAUUGCCGGUGGUACGGGCUCCGGGCUGGGCUCCUACCUCCUGGAGAAACUAAAUGACAGGUAUCCCAAGAAGCUGGUGGAGACCUACUCGGUUUUCCCAAACCAGGAUGAGAUGAGUGAUGUUGUAGUCCAGCCGUACAACUCUCUGCUGACACUGAAGAGGCUGACUCAGAACGCUGACUGCGUGGUGGUUCUGGACAACACAGCCUUGAAUCGGAUCGCGACAGACCGGCUGCACAUUCAGAACCCGUCGUUCUCUCAGAUCAACCAGCUGGUCUCCACCAUCAUGUCUGCCAGCACCACCACGCUCAGGUAUCCCGGGUACAUGAACAACGACCUCAUCGGGCUGAUUGCCUCGCUGAUCCCCACCCCCCGGCUGCACUUCCUCAUGACGGGGUACACGCCGCUCACCACCGACCAGUCGGUGGCCAGCGUGAGGAAAACCACAGUCCUGGAUGUGAUGAGAAGACUGCUGCAGCCUAAAAACGUGAUGGUGUCCACAGGGCGAGACAGGCAGACCAACCACUGCUACAUCGCCAUCCUCAACAUCAUCCAGGGGGAGGUGGAUCCUACGCAGGUUCACAAGAGUCUGCAGCGGAUUCGGGAGAGGAAGCUGGCCAACUUCAUCCCCUGGGGUCCUGCCAGCAUCCAGGUGGCUUUGUCCCGCAAGUCCCCCUACCUACCAUCUGCACACCGCGUCAGCGGCCUCAUGAUGGCAAACCACACCAACAUCUCCUCGCUGUUUGAGCGGACGUGCCGGCAGUACGACAAGCUGCGCAAGCGGGAGGCCUUCCUGGAGCAGUUCCGCAAGGAGGACAUCUUCAAGGACAACUUUGACGAGCUGGACAACUCCCGGGAGAUCGUGCAGCAGCUGAUCGACGAGUACCACGCGGCCACGCGUCCCGACUACAUUUCCUGGGGCACGCAGGAGCAGUGAGUGCCCUGCCAGGGGACGGGAGGGUACCACGGCCACCUCCACG
Messenger RNA from Balearica regulorum gibbericeps (East African grey crowned-crane), 1243 nucleotides. Lineage: Eukaryota; Metazoa; Chordata; Aves; Gruiformes; Gruidae. The record is from RefSeq and is a predicted model, not a curated record.